Messenger RNA from Ochotona curzoniae (black-lipped pika), 1041 nucleotides. It is a transcript of the gene GLT1D1, whose product is annotated as glycosyltransferase 1 domain containing 1. Gene Ontology annotation, molecular function: glycosyltransferase activity. NCBI's taxonomy places the organism in Eukaryota, Metazoa, Chordata, Mammalia, Lagomorpha, Ochotonidae. The transcript is spliced from 12 exons. Bases 1 to 1041 code for a protein of 346 amino acids. The record is from RefSeq and is a predicted model, not a curated record.
AUGCGGCUCCUGUUCCUGGCUGUGCUGCGGCGGCACACAGGCAACGCCGUCACGGCCGAGCGCGUCCGGGACCACCUGGAGGCCGCAGGCCACAUCUGCCUCCUGAAGGACGCCUUCGACUUCGACAGCCCAUCUGACGUUGCGAGCCUCAUCACGGCCGAGAACCUGCAGGCAGCUCUGGCUCUGCACCUGUACCGGGGUGGCCGCCUGCUGCAAGGUCACCGAGUCCCGUUUGGCAUCAUCUUCGGUGGAACUGAUCUGAACGAAGACGCCCAAGAGGAAGAGAAAAGCAGAGUCAUGGGACGCGUCCUCCAGGAGGCCAGAUUCGCUGUGGCGUUCUCCGAGUCCAUGAAGGAGAUGGCACAGAGGCGGUGGCCGCAUGCCAAGGGUAAGAUCUUCGUCCAGAGCCAAGGCAUCACAACAACACCCAACAUCACCUUUAGCUGGAGCAGCUUUCUUCAACGUGCAGCCAUUGACCAGAGCGCCGACUGCGUGCAUGUAUUCCUGCUCAUCUGUGGCUUGCGGCGUGUCAAAGACCCGUUGUUCCUGGUGGACGCCUUUUCAGAUUGGCACCGAGACGAGGGGGACGCGUACCUGAUAAUUGUGGGCCCGGAAGUGGACCCUGUCUUCACCCAGGAAGUGAAAGCCAUUGUGGACAGGGCCCCCGGUGUGCGGCUCAUGCCAGAGCUGCCCCAGGAAGACCUGCACGCCGUGGUCAAGAACUGCCGCGCAGUGGUGAACAGCUCCGUGUCGGAGGGCAUGUCGGCCGCCAUCCUGGAGGCCAUGGAUUUGGAAGUCCCGGUGUUGGCCAGGAACAUCCCUGGGAACGCGGCCCUGGUGAAGCACGGGGUGACAGGCCUGCUGUUUUCAGAUCCUGAGGAGUUCGUUCAGCUGGCCCAGAGACUGCUCAGUGACCCCGCCCUGGAGAAGGAGCUCGUGGCCAACGGCAAGGAGUACGUGAGGCUGUGCCACUCGUGGAAGGCGGAAAGGGACGUGUACCGACACCUCGUCGGCAAGCUGGAGGGGAACAGCGAGGAGUGA